AUGAACUCAAGACCGCCCCCAGGCAGCGGUAUGAUACUGCGUGCUUACAACGCGAACCUGCGUCCUGUCGUCAUUGUGGUCGCACUGUUGUCUGCAGUGUGGUCACUCUUUUCAUGUGUUGUCCUUGUGCUCUUUGCAGACCAUUCGUCCUCAUGCGAUAUAGAGGGUUACCCAAAGCUUGGCACAUUCGCUAUUGUCCUGGGCUCAAUAUACGCAGUGACAUGUGGAAUCGAAAUAUUCGGCGUUACGGCGGCCUCGCUCCAACGAAUGCCGAUGGCACGGCUAUAUGCGCUGUUGACCGUUGUGAGCGCGCUGGCCAUUGUAGGAGCGGGCCUAAUCAGGGUCAUCGUGCACUUCAUGCUGAAGAAUGAGCUCAUAGACGAAUGCACCAAGAUCGCCAAGGGCGAUACAGUCAUUGAACAAUUCGGUUUCUGGGGUCCGACGUUCGAGACGAAGCUGAACCAGUCCGAGGCAAACACAUGUGAGACGCAUCCUGUCCUCGCGUCCGCAGUGCGCUUACGCCCACACGCAGACUGCCACAAGACAUGGAGCCAUGAUUCCUUCGUCGAGAUCAUCUCUUUCAUCAUCGAGAUCUGUGCGUGUCGCUCUCCCUCUCCUCUCGUCCGCGCCCCGCUGACGCACGUGUUCAUCCCCAUGCAGUCAUCACCGCCUUCUUCAGCUCGCUCGCCUUCGCCUACUCACACCAGCUGCACGACCCGGCUAGCCCUGCGAAUGUCACGCGCGCCCCCGUGA
Messenger RNA from Postia placenta MAD-698-R-SB12, 753 nucleotides. RefSeq lists its product as hypothetical. The transcript has 8 exons. The record is from RefSeq and is a predicted model, not a curated record. The coding region runs from base 1 to 753 and encodes 250 amino acids. NCBI's taxonomy places the organism in Eukaryota, Fungi, Basidiomycota, Agaricomycetes, Polyporales, Adustoporiaceae.